AAGAAAUUUCAAAACGAGCACGGUCUUUGACCGUUGCAAUUUAUGUACGACGAAUGAAGCAACUGGCAGCUUGUUUGGAUCGUGAUAACAUUUGUGUUUUCUUUGCUUAUGCCGCGUAUUUUGUGAAAAUUGGUUUCUACACUGAGGUAAAAGGAACUGCAGCUUUUAUCUGAAACACUUCAAAGUAUCUGGGAUCUUUCGUUCAAAUCACCUUGUAAAAUAUUUCACCGGUUUACUACAAAGCUACACCAUGGAUGGUACGUGGCACCUGAAUGCUCCUCAAUGGGCAGACUUUGCAUCAGGUCCUGAAACACCAGAUGAUAAUUACUUCGAUCGAGAAUAUCUCAAGCUCGAACCAGGACAACCAAUAAAAGAGGUUGUUCCUACAUGCCCUACCACUCCAAGCUCAGAAACAAUUGAAGAUAAUCCCAAUGUGAAUCUCUUGAUUGUUGUGGAGAAUAAUGAUUCCCUUGUCAAUGAGAUGAAAAUAGCAAAAAUGACGCCUGUUAAAGUUGUAUCUCCAAAAUUAACCAAAAACUCUACUUUAAAAGAAACUACAUAUGAUGAAGUUCUCAGCGAGGCAAUGGCUUGCCUGCAGCUUUCUGUUAAACAUUCGAGACGGUCUCAUAGAGCUAAAAACACAUUAUCUGAGUUAAUGGCAACACCAACUGCUUCAAACAAAGUCACCUCUGAAAAAUCUUUGCGCCAUCUUGGUCCACCAUCAACUCCGAGCAAUCCUAUUCCUAUGUGGCUUCGAAAAACUAAGUUAGCUGAGAAGGAGGUAAACAAAGCUAAGGCCGCCUCAGUUUUACUGGAGGGUCAAUUAUGCCUGGAUUCAACAGACCAGGAUAAUCUGAUGCCAGACAAUAUCAAAAUGCAACGAGCUGUUGGAGUUGAUAUAAAAUUAGCACAAUCAACAGAGCAGGCAGAUAUCAACACCCAGUUUAGCAUAGAAACUUCUACUAUUGAAGCACAGCCAAAAUCUUCAUCUCCCAUAUCAGCUGAACCUCCAGCCAAGCGUGUGCAAGGCAUUUCAAAUAUAAUACAACGAUCAAGUGGCCGAAGCGAAGUUCAACAGCCAAGAUUUCCAACUUGCCAACUUCGUCGACGAAGUUUAACACAAUAUCGCAGAAGAUCUAAUAAAUAUGUGAGUAUGGCAGAAGCGAUUUCUAAGUUCCAAACUGGUACUCCUGAGAGGUUUAGAUCAGUCAGUUCUAAGGGUCCGAAGCCAGGCCCUUUACAAAAAUUGCGACAGUCAUGUAUCUCUGCAACAGUUCCGAUUUCACCUGCUCUUAGAUGCAAAUCUAGAGUACGACCUACCAAAGUAUUGAGCCAAGAGGAACGAGAACGAUUGGAAAUGGAAGAAAUGAAGAAAAAUUCUCUAAGAGAACAUCUUGCCAGAGCUAAUUCUAUGAAAGGUCUAUCACGGAAUUCAGCAUCUAAGACUACUGAGAAGAAGCCAACAAAACUUCCAAACUCUUCGCAAUUGGUAGAGAUGAAAACUUCGAAUGUUCCAACCACGGAAAAGAAAUCAAAUCGUAAAGCUAGACUGAAGAUAACUGUACCAUCAGUAUUUUCUACCGAAGAAGGUUUAGCAGUUAAAGAUGCUGAGAUUUCUAACUUUGGUGUGCCGGAUAUUACAACCGCUAAACAAAGCGUAACUAAAAUAACGCCCUUUAGUUUUGAAAUGCGGAACAAAGAACUACAGAAGAGAAAAGAGCAGAAGAUCCAAAAGCUGCUGACCGAGGAAGAACAGAAGACAAGAGCUACCUUCCAUGCAAGACCAGUCCCAUGUUUCAAACAGCCCAUGCUCACAGGUUCUAGAGAAUCAGUCAACACGAAGCCUAAGACGAAACCCUGUCCAUUUAGCUUUGAAGAACGAGAUAAAAAUCUCAUGAAGAAAAAGGAAAACUACAUCAAAAAUGUAAUUGAAGAAGACAAAAAAGCUAGAGAAUUCCAGGCAAAGCCAGUGCCAGAAUUCAAACCAGUCUUAGUCCGUGGGAUCUCAAAAGAGAAUCUGAAUGUCGGACACAAGCCACAGAAAGGGCGCAUUUCUAUGUUACCAAUAGCUAGAAGUGGCUCAAAAAACUGCUUGUUUGCUAAAAACAACAUAGCUAAUCAAGAAAAUCAAAAUCCUGCAAAAAACACCUGCAUUGCAUUUCCAAAACAAGAAAUGUCUAAGCCCAAUGGUGAUAAAAAUCAGCUCCAUCAAAAGGGCACUACCAAAGUAUUGACAGAAUUUCAUUUGAAUACAGACAUACGGGCAAAAGAGCGCAAGGAAUUUGACGAGAAGAUCAAGCAAAAAGAAAGCGAGGCAGAAAAGAUGAGAAAACAAGCAGAAAUGGAACAAUUGAAACGAGCUGAAAGCGAACGCACUGAAAUUAGGAAAAUGGCUGAGACUAAAGCAAGACCUAUGCCAGUUUACAAGCCCGCAGUCCUUCUUCGUUCAACUAAGCCACUAACUGAACCACUGAGUCCUGCCUGGACUGCAAAGACAAAGCGCUAACAAAAGGCGAGUGACUCAGAUUGAAUAUUGUUUCAGUUUCUUUGAAGUGGCGACAUAAAUACAUUAUAUUGAAUUAUUUACACAACUCAAUUAAGUUGAAUUAUAUAGAAUAACUAUUCAUUUCCAAAAUAUGUUAUGAUUUAACAACGUUAUUAGCAUAAGUGAUAUGUAGCAUUAGGAUUUUACUGCAGUAGCACAUUAUAUCCAUUAUAUUCAGUGAUCUGAGAGGAACGCUGAUGAAUAAAUGUAGAAUAAACAAGAUGAGUGAAAAGUUUUCUAUGAAAAAACAAAUCAACCAUGUACUUUCAAGGUGAUGCAUUUGAAAUAAACUGGCAGUUAACAAGAGCCAAGCUUCUAGUACCGUUCAACAUACCACAUAGACUAUAAACCGAUAAUAUUAACUAUUUAGAUUUCAUAUUCCUAACAUUCUACCUGUAAUGGUUUGUUGCUUUAAAUAGUUUUUGAUGGAAUCUAACAAGUCAGUCAAUUACGAAAUGACUUUUUGCACAUGGAUGUCAAAUUAUUGGCCACUCAUAAAGUUUUAAGUUAUAGUUAUAAGGUUUUAUCUUCAAUACUUGCAGUAUUUUUUAGAAUCGAACUUGGCCAAUGGUGUUUUCAUUCAUAUAUGCUAUGCCACGAAAAUAUAAUGUGCACAUUGAACAACACAACAUUGAAGUGAUUCCAAAUAAAACUUUCAGUCGAAUCAA
Messenger RNA from Athalia rosae (coleseed sawfly), 3213 nucleotides. RefSeq names its product targeting protein for Xklp2 homolog. The transcript has 2 exons. Bases 251 to 2506 code for a protein of 751 amino acids. Lineage: Eukaryota; Metazoa; Arthropoda; Insecta; Hymenoptera; Athaliidae. The record is from RefSeq and is a predicted model, not a curated record. Gene Ontology annotation, cellular component: microtubule; spindle. Gene Ontology annotation, biological process: regulation of mitotic spindle organization; activation of protein kinase activity.